UGUCCAAAGAAAAUAAGAUAUUAUGGCCAUGCAAAAUAUGGGCAACCCGACUGCAAUAUCCAGCGACUUUGUUCGGCAAAUUCCAUCCGAAUCCGUAUCUGCCGUGCCCAAGAAGAAGAGGAAGAGAAACAGAUAUGCUUUUAUGUGUGCCGUUUUUGCUUCCAUGGCUUCUAUCUUACUGGGUUACGAGGAAAGUGUAAUGAAUGGAGGUGGAACAAUAAUAUUCAUCAAGGAACGAUUCGAAGUCUCUGAUAAGGAGGAGGAAAUUCUCUUGGGUAUGGCCUAUAUCUACGCCACCAUUGGCGUUGUUUUCGCUGGUAGAACCUCCGACUACAUUGGCCGCCGUUACACCAUGGUUCUUGCGGGUUUCAUCUUCUUCUUUGGAGCUUUUCUAAGGUCCUUUGCCACCAACUAUGUCUCCCUCAUGCUGGGCCGAUUCAUCACUGGGCUCGGCACCGGAUAUGCUUUAGUUGUAUCCCCCAUCUACAUUGCUGAGGUCUCCCCCUCGUCGUGUCGUGGCUUCUUCACUUCCUUGUCAGAGGUAUUCAUAAACUUAGGCAUAAUGUUGGGAUAUUUCUCCAAGCUCCUCUUCUCUAAGCUUCCAAUUCAUUUGGGUUGGCGAUUCAUGGCUGGGUUUAGUAUUUUCCCGUCGAUGCUUUUUAUUAUUGUGGCUUUGAUGAUUCCAGAGUCACCACGUUGGCUUGUGAUGCAAGGCCAAAUAGGAAAAGCCAAAUGGGUCCUUGACAAAACCUUAGACUCCAUAGAAGAGGCUGAAGGAAGACUGGCAGAUAUCAAAGAAGCUAACGGAAUACCCUCUGGCCACUCCUCAUAUGAGAUCAUUCCCCUUCGAGUCUCAACACUUGACAACCUAACUAUAAACAUUUGGAAAGAGAUGUUCCUCCACCCAACACCAGCCAACCGUCACAUAUUGAUAGUCAUUAUUGGACUUCAUUUCUUCCGCCAAGCUUCUGGGAUGAAUGUCGUUUUUUUGUUUAUCCCCGAAUUCUUUAAGAGGGUGGGGAUCAAAUCUAAGAAUAACAAGCUACUUGUGUUCGUAGUCAUCGUUGGAUUCAUAAAGACAAUUUUCAGCUUAGUGCCAACAUUCUUGCUAGAUCGAAUUGGACGACGACCAUUGCUUCUAAUUAGCGUCGCUGGAAAGAUGAUUUCUCUUAUGGUCUUGGGAUUUGGGGUCACAAAAAUGAACCACCAUUCAAAUAAAUGGGAUAUGGGUUUAUGUAUUACAUCCAUAUUAAUAGAUGUGGCAUUUUUCUUCAUUGGAAUUGGGCCCAUAACGUGGGUGUAUGGCUCAGAAAUUUUGCCAACAAAGCUACGUGCACAGGGAUUGAGUGCAGGAGUGAUAGUAAAUAGAGUUACGGCUGGUGUGGUCACAAUGACAUUUAUUUCCUUGUCCAAAGCGAUUACUAUCGGUGGGGUGUUUUUCUUAUAUGCAGGUAUUGCAGCAAUGGCUUGGCUGUUCUUCUAUGUCUUGUUACCAGAGACACAAGGAAGAAAUUUAGAGAACAUAGAGGGGCUUUUUGGUACUUCAUUUUUCUUAAUUUUUUGGUCUAAUUUUCAAUUUAUGCUUUAAUUUUUAAAAUGCUACACCUUUACUCCCAAUUAUGUGUUUAAUUUUCUGUUUUGGUUUUUAUGUAUUAAAUAUUACAUUCUUACCCUUAAAUUUCAUGUUCUUUUUUUAAAAAAAUUCGCAAGCUAAGUGGGAUCCAGUGUACACCAAGACAUCUCAAUUAGGUUGACACCUCUAUAGCACCCUCAUCCUGCCCUAAGACCAAAAGUGAUGUCAUUAAUCGAUGAAAAUUUACAAAAUGAGCUAGGGAGAAGCUCGAAAAGUUGUGAAUAAAUUACAAGAAUUCAUGCCAGUUAACCGAUAUUGAAGUAAUGCUAUAAUUACAAAAAAUGAAAUUUUAAGAGUACCAAAGAGCAACAAGAUUAAGAAUAUCUUCCCAAAUGUGACUGGAAGACUUUCCACCAUUUUUUAAAGUACGAUCAUUUUUCUUGCUAAGUGUUGAGAAAGGUUAACAGUUCACUUAAAGAGUUUCGGGCAAAGUCAACCAACUGGGAAUGACAUCUCAAAGUUUAAUGAAGCAAGUAAGUGCCUUGGAAAUGUAAUCUCGGGAAAGAGGCUCAAGAACUUGGUCCUAUUAAGCCUAGAGAAAAGACAGAGAGUUUUGGUAAAAGAAAUCUUGGAAAGUCUGAGGAGAUCUCGAGCGAGAUUAAUUUAAGAUAGAAGGUAAAUCCUGAAGCUAAAGCACGAGCAUCUUGGUGCAAGGCCAAGAUGAAAGACAUAAAGGUUUGGAAGAUAGAUUCUCGGGUCAUCUCAAGGUCGUUUCCUACCGAGACUAGAAGCAAAGAAUGAAAUUAAAGGGUUCUCGAGCAUAUUUUAGGCAUAUCUUAAGCUAGUUUUAAUCGAGAUCAUUAAAAGAUGCAUGUCGAAAAAAGUUUCCAAAAAUUUGUCACCUGAUGGUCUUCGCGUUGGUCUAACUCGAAGUAUUGUUAUAAGUUUAUUUAGGGAUCAUUUCUGUGAUUUUACACCAUUUCACUUUAAGAGAAAAGUAAAAAGAAGAGUCUAAUUGGAGUCAAGAUUUCUUGAGAGUGUCUCCAAAGCAAGAGGGUUGCCCGAUCAAGCUUCAGUUUGGGGUUUCCUGUCAAGAAGCAUCUAGACAAGUAAGGGUUCAAUGAGUUUGGGCUGAAGAGAAGAGUUAAAACUUUGAAGUUGGAUUCAAGAGCUCUUUGGGGCUACGACAAGCAUUGUAGAAGUGGUUUGAGUAAGCUUAGGCUAUCGAGACUCCAAAGAAAACAAGGUCGAGAAGAAAUAGGGCAACUCUAUAGACUGAGGAACUAAUCGAAAGUUUGUCAGUGAUAAAAAUGAGUUUCAAAUGAACUUCUAAGCUUGUUUUAUUAAGUUAUAUUUAUAGCAUGCUUUGAGUUAAAAUAUUUGAAUUAUACUUGAGUUAUGAAUGAUUUAUAAAUCAUGAGUUUCAAGUUUAGAAAUAGUUGGAUGAGAUUUAUGAGUGAGUAUGCAUGAUUUAAAUUUUAAAGCAUUCAAGUUGAAUAUAUUCCCUUGAACAUGAGAUUUCUAAGCAAAGUAUUUUAAUGCUCAGUUUAUGAAAAUAUCUAAGUUAAAGAUAUGUUUAAGCAAGCAUGAUACCAAGAGUAGCAUCGUGUUAAAGGGCUCUAGUAGCUAAAUACAAGUUAAGCUAAGUUGAGAUUUAAGCAAGUAUAGUCGAAAGCAAUGCAUGAUUUAAUGUUAUGAUAUUUCUAAGAUUGUACUAGCUACAUGACUGUGAUAUUGAGCCUGAGGCUAAAGGAUACUGCGUGCACACAUGUUAUAUUUCGUUGUUGACGUUGAGUGUACUUCGUGAUAAUGAUGCUGUCGUGAGUGUCGAACAUGCCCAUCAUAAGCCAUAAGUUGUUUGCUAGAAAUACUUGCCUAGAGAAAAUGUUAUGUAGAGAUUUCUUGCUAAAUGUUUGCAUACUUGUUUUACUAAGAAUGUUUUAUUUUUAAAAGCUAGUACUCACGGGCUUUAUAACUCACCCUUCAAUGUUUUAUUUUUUUUACAGGUAAAGAUCGCAGUACCGACGGCUAAUAGAAGUUUCACCUAAUCUGCUAGAAGUUUGAUUUAAUAUUUUUUAGUACUCAUUCUAAUCAUGGAUUUUUAGUUUGUAAUUGAGUUAGUAAAAGAUUAGUUGAUGUGUUUGUAAUAGACUAGUAAAGUACUUUUGAGUUGUUUUAUGUAAGGCUUGUUUAAACAGGUUUCCCAUAGGUUGGAUGAAUAUGAAGAUGAGGUUCUAUA
Messenger RNA from Cucumis melo (muskmelon), 3812 nucleotides. Its product is annotated as putative polyol transporter 2. Bases 23 to 1588 code for a protein of 521 amino acids. NCBI's taxonomy places the organism in Eukaryota, Viridiplantae, Streptophyta, Magnoliopsida, Cucurbitales, Cucurbitaceae. Gene Ontology annotation, molecular function: myo-inositol:proton symporter activity. The transcript has 3 exons. Gene Ontology annotation, biological process: transmembrane transport. Gene Ontology annotation, cellular component: membrane. The record is from RefSeq and is a predicted model, not a curated record.